UCCGCAAAGCCGCUGCUGCUCCUCUCCAGGCGCGCAGUGCCAUCCACAAACUUUGAUGAGCUGUAACCUUCACCGAGGGAACAAAACAACCCGGGCUGAAUAUCAUUUUAAUAAAAUAUAUUUUCACAGGCUGUGUCCGCUAAUUCGGAUCCAUCAAGCUUUCUCUCAACAAACUGGUGUAGAUAUGGAAAGCACUCCGGUGGAAAUAUUCAAAGACGACAAUAAGUGCCUCUCCACGCUGCUGGAGGACUGUCCGCUGAAUUCUUCAGCCUGGAUGUCCGGAUACUCCGAGAGCCGCAAUGUGACCCACGAUGAUAGCUGGGAGCCGGAGGGCAUGUCUCCCAUCAUCCCCAUCAUUACUGCAGUCUACUCCGUGGUGUUUGUGGUCGGCUUGCUGGGCAACUGCCUCGUCAUGUAUGUGAUCAUCAGGUACACAAAGAUGAAGACAGCCACCAACAUUUACAUUUUCAACUUGGCGCUCGCCGAUGCCCUCGUCACCACUACUAUGCCCUUCCAGAGCACGGACUACCUGUUGAAUACCUGGCCCUUUGGUGAGGUGGUCUGCAAGGUUUUCAUCUCCAUCGACUACUACAACAUGUUCACCAGCAUCUUCACCCUCACCAUGAUGAGUGUGGAUCGCUACGUGGCAGUGUGCCACCCGGUAAAAGCCCUGGACUUCCGCACUCCGAUCAAAGCCAAGAUGAUCAACGUGUGCAUCUGGAUUCUGUCGUCGGCUGCGGGGAUACCUGCUUUUAUCCUGGGUGGCACCCAGACAAAGAGCGACAUAACUGAGUGUGCCUUACAGUUCCCAGAGCCGUACGUGUACUGGGACACAUUGAUGAAGAUAUGCGUGUUUGUCUUUGCCUUCGUGGUGCCUGUGCUCAUCAUCACCGUGUGCUACUCCCUCAUGGUCCUGAGGCUGAAGAGCGUCCGCAUGUUGUCCGGCUCGCGGGAAAAAGACCGCAACUUGCGGCGGAUCACGCGGCUGGUGGUGGUGGUGGUGGCUGUGUUUGUGGUCUGCUGGACACCCAUUCACAUUUUCAUCCUUGUCAAGGCGCUCGUAAGCAUACCGGAAACCACCGCCAUCAUGGCUGCCUACUUCUUCUGCGUGGCUCUGGGCUACACAAACAGUAGCCUGAACCCUGUCCUGUAUGCCUUUCUGGAUGAGAACUUCAAACGCUGCUUCAUAGACUUCUGCCUCACGGCCAGACUGAAGGGGGAGAAGGUGUCAGGGAGUAAGAAGAACGCCAGCAGUGUGAGGGAGGCCGCUGUUCCCCUGGAGAACCCAGAUGGGACUAGAAAGCCGGCAUGACUAGCAGUGGAACUGUCAUCGAUUUCCCACAUUGGAAAAGAAGACUCCCAUGAUCUGGGCCUAACGCACGUCACAUCCACAAUGUAGUUUUGACUCUUGUACAGAAUUUAUUUUCAUUCUAACUUGGGGUAUAGCCAGUGCCAACAUUGAUAUGAUUUCAUUUCAGAGAUCAGAUGAAAGUGUCACAUUAUAAAGUGUAUUCCUCUCUGAUUCAUAUUUUUUCCUCAUGGCAGAUUGUGUAGAGCAAAUGUAAUUAAAGUUUGUCUUUAACAGUAACCGGACACUGUCCUGCUACAGAGUAUAUUACUAAGAAUGAAAAACCUCAUUGAUAAUAUCACAGUAGGUGAUUUCAGGGGGGAUGAAGGGGGAUGCCAUUCCCCUUGUUAGCACAAUGACUAUUUUGGAUCAUGGAUGUAUAAAGAGAACUUGAUGCAGCAUUGGAGGCAGGCCCUGUUCGUUCCUGUGCAAGUUGCUCAGUGGCACAUGCAGCCAAGUUAGCUCAACUUCCUGGGUGUAAAAUCUUCCACAUGAUGGGGCCCAUAGAGCAAGCAGACCAGAGACUUAGGGCCAAGUCAUAGUUGCCACACACACAGUUUGUACAGUACAGCUGAUGGUCUGUGUCAGCCUCCAGCAGUAAACCAGACAGCUUAGAGGUGAGCUUAUCUUUCUACUGCUAACACUGGGUGAAAGUGAAACUAAGAAGAUGCUGCUGGGAGUGAAUGUCAAAUAUUUAACUUUAAACUGACUUCACAGUGGUGCAGCUGCUGCAGCUGCCUUGACCGCCAUGUUUUGGACUGGACUGGAGUUUGGAACAAGAGAUUGGAGCAUGCCCGGUCAGUGCGCUUGCUAAGCAUACAGUCCAUGCAGUCACAAAAAAUGGGCUGCAUGCCUACCUCCAUGCAGGCUCCAUUCAGAUGCAGACAUGGGUAGAUGAUGCACAUGGACUAAAACAAACCUUUGCAGGAUGCGGAAAUAUGAAUUGGCCAUUUUUGUGACCAUGCAGACGUUAGGCAUGACAAGGGCGUCGACUGCACAUGCUCCAAUUUUCUUGCUCCACACUCCAGUUCAGUCCAAAACACUGCUAUCAAGCCAGCCAUGGCACGCUGUCUCACCACCGUGAAGUUAAUUUCAAAUUGGAUAUUCAAUGGACAUUUACUUUAGACAUCUUCUCGCAUCUUCUUAGUUUCACUUUCACCCGAUGUCGACAGUAGGCGGACAGUUACCUCACCUCCCAGCCCUCUUGUUUCCUACUGAGGGCUGACGGAAACGUCAGUUGCACUAUGAAUAGAACCCUUUUGCUUGUCCGUGUUACCGCAGCUAUCUUUUGGCAUUCAAUGCAGACAGUAUGUGCGAGCCUUUCCAGCCUAGGCCAAGUGGCUAACCUCCAGCAUAAUUUGAAAUGGGAUAAAAUGAUUUGAUCGUGCUGCUCUUCAAGACUUUAGGCUUGUUAUCAGACCGAAAGGAUCAAAUCCCCACAGUGAAAUGGGUCAUUUCUCGGGUUGUGAUGUUCAAAAAAUCUUAUCCACUGAUUUAUAGACGUCUCUUUCCAAAAAAUCUUCUGGGGCCCAAUGGCAUCACUUGAUGGACCUGGAUGUUGUAGUUACACAGUUUGGUCUAUCUGUGCACAUCCAACAUUUUCUCACUAGGCAUUGCAGACGUUUAGGGAGAAACCUGUAUGCAGUAUAAAAGAUCCAAAUGUUACUUUUUCAUGAUUUUGCGUUGACUCAUGUCCAUGGCACCGUCAGUGCGGAAAAGCAUAACUGAGGCUUAAGUGUGCUGUGUUUCGAUAAAUCCAUGGCGCUUAAGUAGCUGACGGAUUUGUAAUUUGAGUCCCGCCCUUCUGUCAGUUUCAUCCUGAAUCUAUAAUUUUCACUAAACUAUAUAGCUUACAUCAGUGUUUUUAUAUUUGUUAAUGCUUUCUGCAAUUUUGUUUAUCCAUGUCACUUCCUCCCUAUAAUUCUCUAUAACCAAAUGUGCCUUUAACAGUCCAGGAUAACUCACGUUUGUAGCAGCAGAAAAUGAUUUCAGUAAUGAUUACAGAAUGGGGUCAAACAGCACUUCAUACAUAA
This is a messenger RNA of Epinephelus lanceolatus (giant grouper), 3381 nucleotides long. RefSeq names its product delta-type opioid receptor-like. Gene Ontology annotation, biological process: G protein-coupled opioid receptor signaling pathway; neuropeptide signaling pathway; sensory perception of pain. Lineage: Eukaryota; Metazoa; Chordata; Actinopteri; Perciformes; Serranidae. Gene Ontology annotation, cellular component: plasma membrane; neuron projection. The record is from RefSeq and is a predicted model, not a curated record. Gene Ontology annotation, molecular function: neuropeptide binding; dynorphin receptor activity.